Messenger RNA from Protopolystoma xenopodis, 1485 nucleotides. NCBI's taxonomy places the organism in Eukaryota, Metazoa, Platyhelminthes, Monogenea, Polystomatidea, Polystomatidae. The record is from the annotation of a GenBank genome assembly.
AUGACCAAAAUGAAAUUGUUCCUCGGUGGCCUGGCAGCGGCGCGGGCCUCGUUCCGAGAACGGAUUGACCAGCCGCAGUCGCAGCGCAAAAUGGUCCUCACAGUGGUCAGCAUUGCCCUGUUGCUAGACAACAUGCUCUACAUGGUGAUAGUGCCCAUCAUUCCAGACUACUUGGGCGCGCUUCAGUUGGUGGCCGAAGGGGUCAACGUGAGUCGACUGGUGGAGCAGCAGUUGGCGGCGACGGCGAACGGCGAGGCGAAACAAUUGCGCCUGCCUGUGCCCCACGUCGACGACGCCAAAGUGGGCACCCUGUUCGCCUUCAAAGCGAUCGUCCAGCUCCUCUUCAACCCGAUCUCGGGCACCAUCAUCGACCGGAUCGGCUACGACAUGCCGAUGAUGUGCGGCCUGAUGGUGAUCUUCGUGUCGACGUCCAUCUUCGCCUUCGGCCAGUCGUACGGGGUGAUGUUCAUCGCGCGUGGCCUGCAGGGCGUCGGCUCGGCGUUCGCGGACACCGCGGGUCUGGCGAUGAUCGCCGACCGGUACGUGGAGGACGCGGAGCGGACCAAAGCGUUGGGCAUCGCGCUCGCCUUCAUCUCGUUCGGCUGCCUCGUCGCGCCGCCGUUUGGCGGCAUUCUGUACCAGUUCUGCGGCAAAGAGUUUCCCUUCAUCACGCUCGCCUUCGUCGCCCUCCUCGACGGCUUCCUCCUCAUGGCCAUCAUGAAGCCGGUGCGCAUCGAGCGCACCGUCCUCAAGGCCGAGGGCAACCUGCCCCACGGCACGCCGAUCCACCACCUUCUGAUGGACACGGAGGUGGUCAUCUGCGCCGGCGCCCUCGCCGUCUCCAACGUCUCGCUCGCCUUCCUCGAGCCCACCAUCGCCAAUUGGAUGGCCGACGUGAUGCAGGCCACCAACUGGCAGAUGGGCCUCGUCUGGUUGCCAGCCUUUGUGCCACACGUCGCCGGCGUCUACACCACAGUCAUUCUGGCGGCUCGCUAUCCCCAGCACCAGUGGCUCAUGGCCACGCUCGGACUGGCCAUCGACGGCGUCGGCUGCCUCUUUGUGCCCAUCUGUACCAACUUUGUCGCUCUCAUGUUGCCCAUCAGCGUGCUCUGCUACGGCAUCGCUCUCGUCGACACCGCCAUUCUGCCCACCAUGGCCUACCUCGUGGACACCCGACACGUGUCCGUCUACGGUUCCGUGUACGCCAUCGCCGACUUCUCCUACUCCCUCGCCUACGCGUUUGGACCAAUCGUGGCCGGCAGCCUCGUCAAAGCCAUCAACUUCACCGGACUCAACAUCGCCAUCUGCCUCUCCAUCCUCGCCUACCUGCCCGUCAUGUUCCGACUUCGCAAAGUCUACUCGGCCGACGUGCCGCAUCGACAGCCGCACAACCCCGACUCCAAUUCCUCCCUCACUCUCAUCAACGCCAACGCCAACGCCAACGCCAACGCCAACGCCAAAGCCAACGUCGACGGCGACGGCGAC